Filobasidium floriforme is the source of this 1002-nucleotide messenger RNA. RefSeq lists its product as uncharacterized. The coding region runs from base 1 to 1002 and encodes 333 amino acids. NCBI's taxonomy places the organism in Eukaryota, Fungi, Basidiomycota, Tremellomycetes, Filobasidiales, Filobasidiaceae. The transcript is spliced from 3 exons. The record is from RefSeq and is a predicted model, not a curated record.
AUGUCGCGCGAGAUCGCUCCAUCAUUCGACACGCUUCAAACCAACGAUCCAUCUCUCGACACUGUGAUUCCUUCCCUCGAUGGAUCCACGACGGCGCCUCCGGUAUCGGCCCAACCAGAAGCAGUCUGGCGUGAGCUGCCCGAUGGAACCACCAAAGCCACCAUGAAGAUCGGCACAAGCAUCUAUUCAGCCGUCUUCUCUAAAAACCACUCGUACACUGCCCGGACUCGCUAUUCCGAGGUCGAAGGCGGUGAUGCUACCAUCCAAGUCUUUCUGAGCACCCGCGGUCCCUCACCACUUUCUGCCGAAUUCACAGAAUUCGCCGAUGGCAAGACAUCCAUUGUCACCUUCCACGUCAAUGACCAACAUCUCGAGCCAGUAUACGCCAGGACUACCCACGGAGACUUGGAGGCAGGUGCCAUUGCAUUUGUCAAGGAGUACUUCGAUGCGAUCUAUGUGGAAGGCAAACCUCAAACUUACAUGGGAGACUUCCUGCGUUUCCAAAUAAGCUUUUACGCUUCGGAAAUCGGUUCGAUCUUUGUGCAGGAUAUCACAUGGCGACCGCGCAGACAAAGUGAUCUUGAGAGAGCGGUGAUGAAGGAAAUUACCGACGCCGGAUUCGCAAAGACUAUUCCGCUCCACACGGCUGAGGCCCAACGACAUCUGGCUCGUGCUAUAUGUAGACCUAAAUACAUAAGUCAGAAAUGGUUGGUACUAGAAGGCAGGGAACUAUCAUCUCAGUCCAAGAAAGACGUCCGCGCGCUCAUCGAAUUCAUGUUCAAAUAUAUCACGGAAGGGUAUUCGUCAAUGACAACAGAGAACCGGGAGCGAAUCCAACAGGCAGUGGAGAGUCGUUCGCGCCAUCCAUCGUGGCAAGGGGGAAUGCUGACCUCAGAAACAUCAGAAUUUCAGAAACGACUCAAGACUGCCGCUGGACGGCCCCUCCUUGCAUGGAAAGGGAUGCUCGCAUCUUUCUGGGCCGUUGCUCAUCACGGACCAUAA